Molecule: messenger RNA, 663 nt
Organism: Micromonas pusilla CCMP1545
Lineage: Eukaryota; Viridiplantae; Chlorophyta; Mamiellophyceae; Mamiellales; Mamiellaceae
Exons: 1
Coding region: 1-663 (220 amino acids)
Source: RefSeq, a predicted model, not a curated record
AUGGACGCCGACGUCGCGGCGGACGACGACAGCGAAGAGGAGGAAGGCGAGGUCCCCGCCCUCGACGCGCGUCGCGCUCGAGGAGCGGAAGACGGCGCGCGCGCCGUCGGCGACGACGGAUCGAAGAAACGCGGCCGCGACGACGCCCCCGCCGACGCCGAUGCCGCCCCCGCCCCCGCGCCCGCCGCCGACGACGGCGGGUUCGGGUUCGGGAUCGACAUGAGCGACCUCCUGAAGACGUUCCCCGGGCACGCGUUCGUCCCGCUGGACGAGCGAGAGCUGGUGUGCGCGGAGAAGAUCGCGAAGUGCGUCGACGAGAAGAAGAAGCACCUCAUCCGCCUCCUCGUGAAGCGCUUCGGCGUGCCGCUCGCGGAGGACGCGCUCCGAGAGACGAUGAAGGUGGAGCGCGCCGGCGGGUCGUGGCUGGAGGAGCGGGGGAGGCCGCCGCGGCGACGGAGCGCGGGGGGAGUGUUCAUAUCGCUCGUUCGGAAGCGCGCGGAGGCGCGCGACGGGGGGGGGCGCGCGUUCAAGGCGGUCAUGAAGCAGAGCGCGGGGAUCGAUAAGCUGCUGCGCGAGCAGAAAGAACGCGACGAGCGCGCGGGGGGGGAGAAGCGGGCGAGGACGAGCGGCGGCGGCGCGGGGGUGGGGGCGGGGGUCGCGUAG